This is a messenger RNA of Drosophila eugracilis, 1903 nucleotides long. It is a transcript of the gene Ir75a, whose product is annotated as ionotropic receptor 75a. The transcript has 7 exons. Gene Ontology annotation, molecular function: ligand-gated monoatomic ion channel activity. The coding region runs from base 1 to 1893 and encodes 630 amino acids. The record is from RefSeq and is a predicted model, not a curated record. NCBI's taxonomy places the organism in Eukaryota, Metazoa, Arthropoda, Insecta, Diptera, Drosophilidae. Gene Ontology annotation, cellular component: membrane.
AUGCAGCUGGUGCAGUUGGCCAACUUUGUCCUGGACAAUCUCGUGCAGUCACGGAUUGGAUUUAUUGUUUUCUUUCACUGCUGGCAGAGAGAUGAAAGUUUUCGAUUCGCUCAGCAGUUCAACAAUCCCAUUCAUCCCAUUCUUGUCUAUCACCAGUUUGUUCAAAUGAAGGGAGUCCAGAAUUGGUCACAGUUAGAGCUCACUUACAUGGGUCACUUGCAACCCACUUUAGCGGUGUAUGUGGAUAUAGAGUGUGAUCAGGCUCAGGAGUUAUUGGAGGAGGCCAGUCGAGAACAGAUCUAUAAUCAGCAUUACCAUUGGCUCUUGCAUGGCAAUCAGUCUGAUCUUCAUUUUUAUGAUUUAUUUGCUCUUUUUAAUAUAUCCAUUGAUGCGGAUGUCAGUUAUGUAAAGGAGGAAAUCCAGGAAAACAACUCUUCGGUUAGCUACUCUGUAUAUGAUGUCUAUAAUAAUGGAAAAAUCAUUGGUGGCCAGCUUAACGUAACUGCUUCCCAUGAAAUGGUUUGUGACCCAAAUAAAUGCCGUAGGACAAGGUAUCUGAGCUCCUUGCAAAAGCGUUCUAAAUACGGAAAUAGAGAACAGCUCACUGAUGUUGUCCUGAGGGUGGCAACUGUGGUUACCCAACGUCCGCUCACAUGGUCGGAUGAUGAGCUGAUACGGUUCUUGAGCCAGGAAAAUGACACCCACAUUGACUCACUGGCCAGAUUUGGAUUUCACCUCACCUUAAUUCUAAGAGAUCUGCUACACUGCAAGAUGAAGUUUAUCUUUUCGGAUAGCUGGAGCAAGUCGGAUGUGGUGGGUGGCUCAGUGGGUGCUGUGGUGGAUCAGACUGCAGAUAUCACAGCCACGCCUUCCUUGGCCACCGAAGGCAGGCUCAAGUAUUUGUCGGCCAUCAUAGAGACAGGCUUCUUCAGGUCGGUUUGUAUUUUCCGGACUCCCCACAACGCGGGAUUAAGGGGUGAUGUAUUUCUGCAGCCAUUCAGUCCAUUGGUUUGGUAUCUCUUCGGGGGAGUACUUUCAUUGAUCGGUAUCCUCCUUUGGAUAACUUUUUAUAUGGAAUGCAAGCGGAUGCGAAAGCGCUGGCGAUUGGAUUACCUGCCAUCGCUGCUUAGCACAUUCCUGAUAAGUUUUGGAGCUGCUUGCAUCCAGAGUUCGUCCUUGAUUCCACGCUCAGCCGGGGGAAGACUAAUAUACUUUGCCCUGUUCCUGAUCAGCUUCAUCAUGUAUAACUACUACACCUCGGUGGUGGUCUCUUCACUACUUAGCUCUCCUGUUAAGUCUAAGAUCAAGACAAUGCAGCAGCUGGCAGAGAGUUCAUUGACAGUGGGCUUGGAACCAUUGCCCUUCACCAAAAGCUAUCUAAAUUACUCAAGACUUCCGGAGAUCCAUUUGUUUAUAAAACGAAAAAUCGAAACUCAGACCAAGAAUCCUGAGCUUUGGUUGCCCGCUGAACAAGGUGUAUUGAGAGUGAGGGACAAUCCUGGUUAUGUCUACGUUUUUGAGACCUCAUCCGGCUAUGCCUAUGUGGAGCGAUACUUUACGGCCCAACAGAUUUGCGAUUUGAAUGAGGUUUUAUUCCGACCCGAGCAAUUGUUCUAUACGCAUUUGCAUCGCAAUUCUACGUACAAAGAGCUCUUCAGACUUCGCCUCCUGAGAGUCCUGGAAACUGGCGUCUAUCGGAAGCAACGCAGUUAUUGGGUGCACAUGAAACUACAUUGCGUGGCCCAGAAUUUUGUGAUCACUGUGGGAAUGGAAUAUGUGGCUCCUCUGCUACUAAUGUUGAUCUGCGCAGAUAUCCUGGUCGUGAUCAUACUUCUGAUCGAACUGGCCUGGAAACGCUUUUUCACCCGUCCCGUCAUCUCCUUUCGCACGUAGUACUUUAAAA